Penaeus indicus is the source of this 415-nucleotide messenger RNA. RefSeq lists its product as uncharacterized. NCBI's taxonomy places the organism in Eukaryota, Metazoa, Arthropoda, Malacostraca, Decapoda, Penaeidae. The transcript has 5 exons. The record is from RefSeq and is a predicted model, not a curated record. The coding region runs from base 68 to 415 and encodes 115 amino acids.
CCCAGUGGUCUGAGCGCAAGGAUCUGUACAGCCCCGUUGGAGACCGAGGAGCGUUACAUCCACCCCUAUGUACUGUGUGGUCCGUGAUCCUUGUGCUGUUAGUGCGGUCAUGGUGGGAUCAGGUCACGAGACAGGCAAGAAACAUAGUGUGGCAGCGACCAUGUUCUUGUUCCUUCGACCGAUUCUCAAAGCCAGUAAGCACGCGUCGAUCAAGAAGCCAGGCGUUGUCACAGAGGUGGUGAUGAGGGAGAAGAAAGGCGGAGCGCUCAGCAAGGUACAGAAGCUCAAGAGACGCAUAUCGCAUAGCUUCGGCAAGCUAGAGUCAAGAGAACGCAGAAAACAAAGUACAACGCACACGCGCACCCAGACCCGGCGAUUUUUAGAUUGUUUCCCCGACCGCCGUAAUGAACCCUAA